UCUGUGAUAAUCAAUUUACUCUGUUCUGGAAUGAUUUGGAUACCAAAGUAUGACAAAAUAUUACUGGGAUAUACAGUGUACAUUUCAAAUAUUUCUUUACAGAAAUUGGGAUUAACUGUGUGCAUCGUACUCCUAAUCAGCAUACAAGAGAUUAGUUCAACCAAAGAUGAAAACACAACACAGCUAGAAGAGAAAUCAAAGCCAUUAGAAAGUUUAAUUUUAAAAGAAAAUGAACCUGAAGAAGUUUCUCAUAAAGAAGAUGACAAAGACGAUUCAACACGAGUGAAACGGCAGUAUUAUGAUCCUUACUAUCCGUAUUAUAGGAGACGAGUGCCCAUUCCGGUACCAAUAAUUAUCGGUGGCGGAUUUGGUGGCUUCGGUCGGGGCUUCGGUAGAGGUUUUGGUGGACGAGGAUUCGGAGGUAGAGGUUUCGGAGGCAGAGGAUUCGGUGGUAGAGGAUUUGGCGGUAGAGGAUUGGGCGGAUUUGGAGGUCGCGGAGGCUUCGGUGGAUUCGGUGGCAGAGGAGGCAGAGGUUAAACUAUAUCCACUCGUUAAUAGAUUUAUGUUAAAUGGACUGUUACUUUUUAUAGAUUUUUUUAAUAAUAAACCGUAUUAAUUUUAUGACAA
Spodoptera frugiperda (fall armyworm) is the source of this 627-nucleotide messenger RNA. RefSeq lists its product as uncharacterized. The transcript has 2 exons. Bases 31 to 537 code for a protein of 168 amino acids. The record is from RefSeq and is a predicted model, not a curated record. Lineage: Eukaryota; Metazoa; Arthropoda; Insecta; Lepidoptera; Noctuidae.